AUGAGUCAGCUUAUUUUGGUGAAGUAUCCACGCUAUCAGAUGCUGGAGUUUUAUCCUGUCUUGCUUUUACUUCUUCGCACGGCAACUGGUGACGCACAAACCGGAAGUUGUAAAGAUUUGUUACAGGGUUAUCUAACAGGACAAUUGUCGUCUGCUUUAGGAGUAUAUCAGGUUGAAGCUUUAAGGCGGGAAUUCAAAAGCUUCACUGACAUUAUUGAGAAAUCUAUGAAAAAGUUUAAAGAGGAAGUAAAUGCAAGCAUGCAGGAUGAUGGCAGAGGAAACAAAAACAUAGUAUACACAAGAUGGGGAAAGAAAAUUUGUCCUUACAACGCAAAACUUGUUUAUUCUGGAUUCACUGGAGGAUCUCAUUAUACCCAUAAAGGAGCGGCUGUAGAUCCCCUUUGUUUACCGAGGGACCCCGAGUGGGGGACAUACGUGAACGGAAACAAUGACGGCAGGGCUUAUGUUUAUGGAGCAGAGUACGAAGUGUAUUCCUUCCCGGGUCGCUUAACUUCACUUAAUCAUCAAGACAUUCCCUGUGCAGUUUGCCUUGUUCAAAACAGAUCUGUUGUAGAAAUGUUUCCAGCAAGAAGAACCUGCUACAAAGGAUGGACACUCGAGUACCAGGGCUACCUAAUGGCUGGGUAUCGUGAUCACGCAGCUGGUACUACAUACAAUUGUGUUGACGAGAAUCCAGACACCCUGCAUGGCGGAAAAGCAACUACCCAUGGCUACCUACUCUACUUGGUAGAGGGACGAUGUGGUUCAUUGAAAUGUCCACCUUAUGUCGAGGGAAGAGAAAUUGUGUGUGCUGUUUGUUCAAAAAAAUAA
Saccostrea cuccullata (small rock oyster) is the source of this 831-nucleotide messenger RNA. RefSeq names its product short-chain collagen C4-like. The transcript is spliced from 5 exons. NCBI's taxonomy places the organism in Eukaryota, Metazoa, Mollusca, Bivalvia, Ostreida, Ostreidae. The record is from RefSeq and is a predicted model, not a curated record. The coding region runs from base 1 to 831 and encodes 276 amino acids.